AUGAGCCCAGCGCCAUCAUGGCUUGCAGGGUUAAGUCUUGCCAGACUGCAUCGGAUUGCGGUCUCAAUCGGUUCACCAUGCUCGGGAACAAAAGCUGAACGAGUGGCUGGUAUCCAGCACGCACUGUCGGGAGUCGAGACCUCCAGAAGGGAAAAUCUAAGUCUUCUCAGCAUCGACAUGGGCAUCCGGAAUCUUGCGUUUGCACAUAUAUCGGCCCCGAGACAUGUCGACAAAAGAUUGUUGUACGGCCUCCCUACGCUCCGGCAGUGGCGCCAGGUUGCCGUGUCUCAGGCAUCGGAAGUCGAGGCGAUCGACUCACAUCUGAUGGCGCCGGGCGAGUCUAAGCUAGAGGGGGCCUCGCCAGUCACACAUAUCCGUUCUCGGCUAGGCAAGGAAUCUUUCGAGCCCAUCGACUACGCACUUCACGCGUAUAACUUGGUCACGAAUCUGCUGCGGACAUAUAAACCAAGCCACGUUCUGAUCGAGAGGCAAAGGUUCCGCAGUGGCGGUCGAGCAGCUGUGCCAGAAUGGACCAUUCGAGUCGGCGUGUUCGAGGGCAUGCUGUAUGCUGUGCUGCGGACUUUGGUCGAGGAAGGAAAGGUCCAGGUGCAGGUGGAACCUAUGCAGCCGACUUUUGUCAACAGAUACUGGCUCGAAAGUCGUGAGGCCGCCAAAAGUGCUCCUGUGAAAACCCCAGCUGUGCGUCGCAGCGGUCGGGAUGUAAAGAGGGCCAAGAUCGAUCGGGUCGGACAAAUGCUGGUGGACGAUGAGAAGCCUCCUGCAAUCCGCUUAGACGAAGAUCUACGACCUUUCACAAGCGAGUUCGUUUCGAUCUGGCAGAAGGACAGAAAGAGGAACGUCCUUGCCACCAACAUGAAUGGCAUCUCCAAAUUAGAUGACCUGGCCGAUUGUUUACUUCAGGGCCUGGCGUGGAUCGAUUGGCAAAACGCAAGAAGACGUAUCCACGUCCUAGGACCAGAUGGUGUGGAAGAAGAUUCUGGAGAGCUGUUGUGA
Messenger RNA from Capronia coronata CBS 617.96, 1014 nucleotides. RefSeq lists its product as uncharacterized. Gene Ontology annotation, cellular component: mitochondrion. The record is from RefSeq and is a predicted model, not a curated record. The coding region runs from base 1 to 1014 and encodes 337 amino acids. The transcript has a single exon. Gene Ontology annotation, molecular function: DNA endonuclease activity; flap-structured DNA binding; crossed form four-way junction DNA binding. Lineage: Eukaryota; Fungi; Ascomycota; Eurotiomycetes; Chaetothyriales; Herpotrichiellaceae.